UUUUUCAUUUUGACAUUCUUGAUGCUCACGCGUUAAAAUGUGUGCAGCUCUGCAUCCUGCAGCUACUUCAGCAUAACCUCGGCCAACAUAAUUUACCCCCAGCUGUUACAGUUAUUGUUUCAUCAAAACAUCCUGCAGAGCGGAUUUCACUACGACCCUCCUUUAUUUUUUGUCGUGUAUGAUGUCACGAAUCCUAAAGGGAACAACUGGAACAGGCGUUGAGAAAAAGAAGUAGCCACAGAACCCUGGCAUUAUGAACGAUUCUCUCUAUACAUCAUGCUACAGUAGCAACAACAGCAAUAACAGCAGCAACAACGAAGGCGAAGACGAGAUAGUCGGGAAGCGCGUGUCACGCAGCACGUUCAAAUAGCCGGUAGCGGUAUAUUUGAAGCGUCAAACCCCAGGACAUGGCUUAGUCGGCUCGAUCGGACCGGUGGGCUGCUAUCUCUUGGAGCGCCGAUGACGCGGCAAUCUGUGGCCGGCUGGGCGUCCCUUGCUUGUGGCCAGCUCACUCGCUUGGUAGCCUCUGCCCUAACCACCGAUCCUUCGUGGUAAGACAGAGAUGUGCGCCGCCGUCGAAGUCGUGCACGCCGACGACGAUGCCGACAAGACCGGCGAUGGCGACAUGAUCACCGUGGAGCUCGAGGCAGCGCAGCUCUUCCACGACGAUGACCGGCAGCGUGGUUUCACACCUGGCGUGGUGGCCAGGCUUAUGCCUGGACUUCGAGAUCAGAGGCAAAUACGUCAGUUCUGUGACGUCGUGUUCCGGGCUACCGAUGGUUCGGAGAUCUGGGCGCAUCGGCUCGUGUUGGCUACCAAGUACUCGGGCUGCUACGUGCUCUUCACUCUCGCCAAGGAAGGCGUGAAUCCCGAACAGAAGCGGAACAACGAGUGGACCCCGCCCAUCCGGGUCGUGGUGGAAGACCUGAACAACGACAUGAUCAAGCUGCUCGUCGACUUCGCCUACCACGUUCCGCUGCACGAGCACAUCGGUCUACACAAUGUCGGCAAUGUGCUCGAGCUCGCCGAGAAGCUUAAGUUAAUCCGGAUACGGGAUCACUGCCUGAGCACCCUCAAGCAGAACCUUGAACCGGAGAGCUGCGUCGACACUUACCACCUGGCCUCCCGUUGCGGAUACGAGAACCUUGCCCGAGAAUCUUUUCGCUAUCUCCUUCGGAACUUCGGUGAGGUGUGGAAGAACAGCGCCCAGUUCCAGGCCCUGACACCAGAGGAGCUGCGUACCCUCCUGGAAGACAACCGGUUGUACGCUCCGAAGGAGCUAGAGGACACGUUCCCCGCCAUUCUCAAGUGGAUCUCCGCCGACGUGGCCGGCAGGACGGUUUACCUCGCCAAGUUCCUGCCGCUCGUGCGCUUCACACGGUGUUCUGUCACGGACUUCGAGAAAGUCAUCACCAACGAACAAGUCCAGGGUGAUGGAGACAGCCUGGAGGUGCUGAACGUGAUUCACCAGACGCUCUCCCGGCAAUCCAUGGCUGUUGGCGAAGUUGCCGGCCUAGACCUGUCCCCAAAACUGUGGCUCACGCCUCGCUUGCCCAAGGACAUCCUGUUCCUUGUCGGCGGCUGGACGACGGCCACUACCAACAGGCUGCUCACGUACAACUGCCGCACGGCCAAAUGGCGCGUGAUGGGCAAUCAGAACACCCCGCCCAGGGCGUACCACGGCGCCGCGGUGAUCGGCCAGUGCGUCUACUUCGUGGGCGGCUUCAACGGCCGCGUCUGCUACCACUCGGUCGUCUGCUUCGACGUGCACCAGGCCCGAUGGAGCGCCAAGGCGAAUAUGGCGUUCGCGCGCUGCUACGUCAGCGUCGCCGUUCUCCAGGCGAGCACCGGUGACGAAUAG
Molecule: messenger RNA, 1861 nt
Organism: Dermacentor andersoni
Lineage: Eukaryota; Metazoa; Arthropoda; Arachnida; Ixodida; Ixodidae
Product: kelch-like protein 10
Molecular function (GO): protein binding
Source: RefSeq, a predicted model, not a curated record